AUGCUAGCACCUCAUGUCAUCACCCAUCUUUUUUUUGCUGUGAUACAAUUUCUCUCAGGGGCUUUGGCAAAUGGCAUUAUUGUGCUUGUGACUGGCAUGGAUUUGAUCAAGCAGAGAAAGAUGGCGCCAUUGGAUCUACUCCUUUGCUGCGUGGCAAUUUCCAGGAUUUGUUCCCAGAUAGUCACCUUCUACCUUAUUCUGGCUGUCCUGUCCUUGGUUGAAUUCUGGCCACUUGCUGAGACGCUUAUACUUUUCAUGUUUGUGAGUGAAUCAGCACUUUGGCUUGCCACGUGGCUCAGCGUUUUCUACUGUGCCAAAAUCGUCACCAUUGUUCACCCAUUCUUCUUUUGGUUGAAAUUGAGGAUAUCCAAGUUGGUUCCAUGGCUGAUUUUUGGAUCCUUGCUAUAUACAUCUUUAACUGCUGUUUUACACAGUAAACAUGCUUGGGUUAUUUCCCAGAAAUUCUGGUUGGGCCUUUUCUUCCCAAAUGCAACAAUUCAAAUCGAAGAACUACCUACGUUACAAGUUGCCUUUCUUUGCACUGAGUUCUCGUUGCCAUUACUUAUCUUCCUUAGUUCUGCUCUGCUCUUGAUAUUUUCUCUGGGGAGACACACCCAGCAGAUGAAAAACACAGCACAGGGCACCAGGCACCCUAACAUGAGUGUCCACGUCAACGUACUUCUGUCCAUCCUGUCUUUCCUGAUCCUCUACCUCUCUCAGUACAUGAUAGGUGCUUUAGUCUUUUUUCAAAUUUCCAAGGUCGGACAGCUCUUCUUUCUGAUUGCCAUGUUUGUGGUUGGUUCAUACCCCUCUGGACACUCCAUUAUCUUAAUUUUAGGAAAUCCUAAACUCAAACAAAGUGCAAAGAAGCUCCUCCUCCACAGUAAGUGCCGUCGAUGA
Hipposideros armiger (great roundleaf bat) is the source of this 900-nucleotide messenger RNA. It is a transcript of the gene TAS2R1, whose product is annotated as taste 2 receptor member 1. The record is from RefSeq and is a predicted model, not a curated record. The transcript has a single exon. Gene Ontology annotation, molecular function: bitter taste receptor activity; G protein-coupled receptor activity. NCBI's taxonomy places the organism in Eukaryota, Metazoa, Chordata, Mammalia, Chiroptera, Hipposideridae. Gene Ontology annotation, biological process: detection of chemical stimulus involved in sensory perception of bitter taste; G protein-coupled receptor signaling pathway; sensory perception of taste. Bases 1 to 900 code for a protein of 299 amino acids. Gene Ontology annotation, cellular component: membrane.